CUCAUUCAGUAGAUAAUUUCUAUCUUGCUGUUGACUGCAAUCAUUUAAUUUUGUCCACAAGAACUACUUAACAUGUUCAAUCUGGGUGCAUGUGUUCUGAAUAUUUAGUUUAAAAAUUUGCUGCAUCGAAAUUGCUGAAGACGAAAGAAUAGAUCGUAGAAAUGUGAACAUGAAGAAGAGAAGAAGGCUUUACGUCCAAAUCAUCGUUUUAGUCCUGGGUUUGAGUUUGAGCCUUUUGGGCAUCCUUCUGUUAGUAUUCCUCGAUCCAAUACACGAUGGUAUCAUUAAAACGGCGAUGACCUUCAAAGAAGGAUCAGCAUCAUACUCAGCAUGGCUCAUCAACAAUCCUCCGUUAGAUAUGGACGUUUAUCUCUUCAAUUGGACGAAUCCAGAGGAUAUAAGGAACCGGGGUAUAAAGCCCAAGUUCGAGAGAAUCGGUCCAUACAAAUUCAAGGAAUGCAGAGAAAAAAUAAAUAUCACAUGGAACAGCAACAAAACAGUUUCUUUCAAGCAUAGGAAACUGUAUCAUUUCGAUGCAAAAGAAAGUGUUAGGCCUUUAGAAGACAUGAUUACCACAGUCAAUGCAGUUUCACUGACGAUAGGUUACAAAGUUAGGCAUUCCGGAUAUUUUUCCAGAAAGGCAAUUUCCUACUCUCUCUCCAGUUUGAGCUCGGUCCAAGUUACAGAACCAGCAGGAAAAAUUCUGUUCGAUGGUUUCGACGACAGUAUUUUGAGUAUAUUGAAUUUGGCAUCGUUCGGAGAAAUCAAGGAUAAAUUCGGAUUGUUUUAUGGGACCAAUGGUUCCGAAGGAAAAGAUGGUUAUUAUAACAUGUAUUACGACACGGAUGAAAACUUCGGGAAAAUUGCAACAUGGAACUUCAGAACCACCACAGAUUUUUAUACUGGACACUGCAACGACAUCAAAGGAUCUGCUGGUGAAUUUUAUCCCAUCAACCCUACUAAGGAUAGGAUAGUUUUCUUUUCUCCAGAACUUUGCAGAUACGCUGUGUUGGAAUAUGUUGAGGAGGUCACUGUGAAGGGUAUAAAGGGUUACAAAUAUACAGCAGAUCAUCUAUUCGAUAAUGGCACACUGCGACCCGAGAAUAAAUGUUUCUGUAAUGGUGAAUGUAAUCCUUCGGGAGUUUUCAACGUAUCUCUAUGUAGGCAGGGAUCGCCUACAUUCCUUUCGUUUCCUAAUUUUUAUCAUGCUGACCCCUACUACAUCAACUCUAUUGAGGGUGUGGUUCCAGACAAGGAAAGAGACGAAUUUUAUAUUGUUUUGGAGCCAAAAUCAGGAAUUGUCAUAGAAUUCGCAGCUAGAAUGCAGCUCAAUAUGUUGUUACAACCAAUUCAAAAUAUUCUACUUUUCGAAACGGUGAAUAAAGUUUACGUGCCAAUUUUCUAUUUUGACCAGAAGAUCUCCAUAAAAGACCAUUUAGUUACAAGCAUCAAACUCCUCCAACAUUUUCCUGAAAUCUGCACCGGAGUGUCCAUAACUUUCAUGACGAUUGGUCUAUUGAUCCUUGUAGGAUUGUUUGUACACUUUUAUUACGACUGUGCUUGUGCGAAGAAGAAAUACCAGAUCGAACAGGUGAAAAGGCCGGUUUCCACGCAAGAUAUUCCUACAGUGAAUGUGCCGUCUGGAAAAUGAAAAUUUUUAUUAUUUGUAUAUAAUUAAAUAGUAAAUUAAAUACAUUAAGAUGA
Molecule: messenger RNA, 1704 nt
Organism: Coccinella septempunctata (seven-spotted ladybird)
Lineage: Eukaryota; Metazoa; Arthropoda; Insecta; Coleoptera; Coccinellidae
Product: protein peste-like
Exons: 7
Coding region: 170-1651 (493 amino acids)
Cellular component (GO): cytoplasm; membrane
Molecular function (GO): scavenger receptor activity
Source: RefSeq, a predicted model, not a curated record